This is a messenger RNA of Hordeum vulgare subsp. vulgare (domesticated barley), 928 nucleotides long. Its product is annotated as inactive protein RESTRICTED TEV MOVEMENT 2-like. Lineage: Eukaryota; Viridiplantae; Streptophyta; Magnoliopsida; Poales; Poaceae. The record is from RefSeq and is a predicted model, not a curated record. The coding region runs from base 80 to 745 and encodes 221 amino acids. The transcript has 2 exons.
GCGCCAUCGACCCUCCUCAUCGGCACUCGCCUUCCUAGACCCUUUCAGAGCAGCUCGCGCCACCUUUCGUCAGCCAGCCAUGGCCGCCGCACGGAACUACGUCGACUUCGUCCCGUCGCACGACCUCCUCGAGGACGCCGCCAAGCAGACCCUCGUCGUCAACCUCCCUGGGUUCAAGAAGGAGCACCUGAGGGUGCAGAUCGACAGCUACGGCCGGCUGAGGAUCAGCGGCGAGCGGCCGCUCGAGGACGGCCAGUGGAGCCGCUUCCGCAAGGAGUUCCAGGUCUCCGAGGGCUGCGACGCCAGCGGCAUCCGCGCCAGGUUCGAGAAGGACGGCGUCCUCCACGUCACCAUGCCCAGGCUCACGCCCCUCGAGGACGACCCAAAGGCCGCGGCGGACGCCGCCGCCGACGCAGAAGCUGCGCGGCACGCCGCCGCUGCUGCAGAAGAGAAGAGGCGGCAGGAGGAGAUGGAGGAGGAGGACGCGAGGAAGCGUCAUGCGGGCGAGGAGGACGAUUACGCCAGCGACGAAGGCGAAGGCGCACGCCAGGCGGCGUCUGCCGGCCGGCAGGCGUACGGCUUCGCCCGGGACCGGAGCAGGAGCGGGAUGGUGCGGGCACUGCUCCUCGCCGUGGCGGUGGCCUUGGUUGGCGUUGCUGGCCUGUAUGCUCGGUACAGGUGGAUGGAUCCGUCGGCUGAGACGGCGCCGGCAGAUGGUGCCAUCGUCGGCCUCUCUGACCAUUGAUCACCAACACCAUAUAAGCAUUCGUUCACACUGGUGAAGAAAAGAUCGCUCGAGAAAGCAAUGGCGAAGAUACGGGACUACAAGGGCUGCCUGAAAUACUACGUGUAAAUAUGAUCUCACUACUGUAACAUACACAUUCAAUUGGUGGUUGUACUUGUACAUGAAAAGGAUGACGAUUGGCCA